Neoarthrinium moseri is the source of this 1917-nucleotide messenger RNA. RefSeq lists its product as uncharacterized. Gene Ontology annotation, biological process: tRNA methylation. The record is from RefSeq and is a predicted model, not a curated record. Lineage: Eukaryota; Fungi; Ascomycota; Sordariomycetes; Amphisphaeriales; Apiosporaceae. The transcript has 2 exons. Gene Ontology annotation, cellular component: tRNA (m1A) methyltransferase complex; nucleus. The coding region runs from base 1 to 1917 and encodes 638 amino acids.
AUGCACUCCCUGGUCCAACCCGACGCCUGGGUCGCCCUCAAGUUGCCCAAUGGGACCCUCAGAGUCCUCCAGGUCACACCAAACACUACCGUGUCCCUCGGAAAGUAUGGGUCGUUUCCCAGUAACUUGAUCAUCCACCGCCCGUACCACCUUACCUACGAGCUCCAGGACAAGCGCGAGGGCGAGAACUUUAGCCGUCUGCGCAUUGUGCCUGCUUCGGAACUCUACGCCGACAUCCUCACCUCCAGCGCCUCAUCUUCUGCGCCCGGCUCCCCCACGCUCGCCCCGGAAGACGAUGAUGCGGACGCCGAGCUGCCCACGGGCGUCGAAUACUCCCUCGUCGACGCCACUUCGGGCGCCGUAGUCGCCAAGACCGACCGCGCUGCCGUGCUGGACGAGGCUUCGGCCCUGCGCCAGACGCUGAGCGUGGAGGAGAUCGAGGCGCUGAAGCAGGAUGGCACCAACGCCGGCAAGGACCUGAUCGCCAAGCUCAUGCUGUCGCAUACAGCUCUCGACCAGAAGACGGAGUACUCGCUCGCCAAGUACAAGCUGCUCAAGACCAAGAAGUACAUCCGGCGCUUCUGCGUGACGCCGCUAGACGUCCCCAUGUUUGACCACUGGUUACUGGAGGAGAAGGACCCCAUCAAGAUCCUCGACAUGCGUGAAGAGAUGAUUGCACUGUUGGGGUGCUGGGCAAAUGUGCACUAUGGCGGCGUGGACCGUUGCGAGAAUGCCACGGACGAGGAGCCCCAGGCGGAAAGUACAGCAUUAGAUCACUCAGCCGGACGAUGGCUGGUAGUCGACGACACUGGCGGGCUGCUGGUAGCUGCCAUGGCUGAGAGACUAGGUGUUCUCUACCCACCUGAAAAAGAGGAGACGUUGGAAACCUACCUUGAAUCGCAAAAGCCACCACAACAGAAAGAAGCAGCAAGCGGGCCGAAAUCGUCCAAGGAUGAGCCCGAUGCUGAGGCUCCCGAGGAGGCAACUGAAGAUGCGAGCAUGCAGGAGGAGGCCAAAGUCGAAGCCCAGAUUGAUGAGACCAAGGAGACGGACGUCAAAGCAGAAUCAGCCCAGGACCCAGGUUCGCAUGGGAUAAAUCCCAAGAAAUAUCCGACUGGCGGACCGCGGCAUCGCUCGAACGACCUGGCUGUGCCGUACGCUCAGUCCAAUACCUUGACCCUCCUCCAUCACAACUCUCAAGCGAAUCUCAGUUUCCUGCGAUAUUACGACUUUGACAACACGAACCCAGCGCAACCACUCACACACCCCCUCGCCACGAAUCUCAUGACCCUUACGUGGCUGCAACUGCUAGAUCCGACCGCCGACACGGCGUACAUGGCAGAGCCGCCGGCCGUCACACCCGAGGAACUGAGAGGUUGGAAGACGAAUCGCCGCGGCAACUACCACCGCAAGCGUCGCAGAUGGGCACGCGUUCGACACGUCGUGGACACAACCCGAGCAGGCGGGUUCUCGGGCCUUGUGGUGGCGAGCACCAUGGAUCCGAUUUCGGUCAUGAAACACGCCGUGCCGCUGCUUGCCGGCGGCGCUCCCAUCGCCAUCUACUCCCAGUCGGUAGAGGCCCUCACCGCGCUGGUCGAUUGCUAUAGCAUCGCAAGGCGCACAGCGUGGAUCUCGAACCCGCCCGAGGGCGCAGCUGGGAAGACCCCGGAGGAGCUGGAGACGUGGGAAGGAAACGACGAGUUCCCUCUGAACCCUACGCUUGUUCUCGGCGCUGCGUUGCAGACGAGCAGGGUGCGCAAGUGGCAGGUCCUGCCCGGUCGGACGCACCCGCUGAUGACGAGCAAGGGAGGCGCCGAGGGUUACAUCUUUACGGCUUGGAGAGUCAAGCCUGCUGAGGGCAAGAUAGAGGCGCGCGGAAAAGGCCGGCAUUCCAAGCGGCGCAAGGUUGGCGAAUAG